AUGAAAGGCGAAAGUCUCUGAAGUGGGCGGGGAGAGGCGUGAGGAGGCGGGCGUGUGUGGUGGCGGAGCGUGUGCCAUGGCGGAAUCUGGGGGGAAGCGGGGCCGCUGGUCCCGAGGUAGCGGUGCCGGCCGAAGGGGUCGAGGCGGCCGGGGCGGCCGGGGCCGGCGUCCUCGGGCUCAGCGGUCUCCAGCCCGGGGCACUCUGGACGUGGUGUCUGUGGACUUGGUCAGCGACAGCGAUGAGGAAAUUCUGGAAGUCGCCACUGUUUGCGGUGCAGCUGACGCGGUUGAGGUUGCGCCCCCGGAGAUUCCUGGGCCGGCCGCGUCCCGGGAUGACAGCGACAGUGACAGCGAAGGGGCGGACGCGCGACCCGCUGGAGCCCCACGGGAGCCGGUCAGGCGGCGGCGCCGGCUGCUGCUGGAUGCCGGGGAGGCGCCGCUGGUUCCGGUGUACUCGGGGAAGGUUGAAAGGAGCCUUCACCUUAUCCCAGACGACCUAUCCCUCCUGAAACUCUACCCUCCAGGGGCUGAGGAAGAGGUGGAGCAGGCAGAUUUGAGUGGUCUCUACCAUGAGGACUCCCCAUCACCAGGCUCUCCCUGGAAGACAAAGCUGAGGACUAAGGAUAAAGAAGAGAAGAAAAGGACAGAGUUUCUGAAUCAGGACAGCUGUCCUCUGCCCACAUCUUCACAAAGGACCAAAAGCAGAAAGCAUACUCGGGCACUCAAGAAAUUAAGAGAGGUGAACAAGCGCCUCCAGGAUCUCCGUUCUUGCCUGAGCCCCAAGCCACCUCAGGGCCAAGACCAACAGGGCCGAGAGGAUGAAGUGGUCUUGGUGGAAGGGCCCAUCCUCCCGGAGACUCCCCGACUCUUCCCCCUCAAAAUCCGGUGCCGGGCUGACGUGAUCAGGUUUCCUGUCAGAAUGUCGGAGCCCCUGCAGAGUGUGGUGGACCACAUGGCUGCCCACCUUGGGGUGUCCCCAAGCAGGAUCCUUUUGCUCUUUGGAGAGACAGAGCUAUCCCCUACUGCCACUCCCAGGACCCUAAAGCUCGGAGUGGCUGACAUCAUUGACUGUGUGGUACUAGCAAGUUCUCCAGAGGCCACAGAGACAUCCCAACAGCUCCAGCUCCGGGUGCAGGGGAAGGAGAAACACCAGACGCUGGAAGUCUCACUGUCUCGAGAUUCCCCUCUCAAGAUCCUUAUGUCCCGCUACGAGGAGGCCAUGGGGCUCUCGGGACAGAAGCUCUCCUUCUUCUUUGAUGGGACAAAGCUUUCAGGCAAGGAGCUGCCGGCUGACCUGGGCAUGGAAUCUGGGGACCUCAUUGAGGUCUGGGGCUGACACCCAGGGUGUCAGGGUAUCUCAGUCCAGGGUAUCUUCCUGUUUGAAGGCCCAGCCUGGACUUGGGGAGAAUGAUUCCCCCUUUUUGCCCCGUAAGGGCUAGCAGACGCUGAGGUAGAACUUAUCUUUAAGCUGCAGCAAAAUCAAGGAGUGACCUUUGUCCUCUCCUGUUGACUCCCGUUUAGAGCCGUUAACUACUUGGUGAGUUCUGUGGGUGUUGUUGCUCUGAGUGGCCUGUGGCUCCGUCUACAAGUCAUACUGGGUUUUGCAGCCCUGUGACCUGGAGAUGUCCCCUUACCCUUCCCCUUUCACCAUCAUCCCCUUACCCUCAUGGAAAGGUCUGCUCUAUGAAACUAUGCACAUACUGAAAGUGAGUUGAAAUAAAUGAGGGUUGGGUAUGAGCUUCCAGGCCUGGGAAUUACACCAUGUCUAGCCCAGCAGAGGCCUUAGUCCCAUCUGUGCCUUGGGACUGACAUUUGCUUGAGGCUCAUACACUGGUGUGGUUGCCUGGCUUGCAGGAAAUGACCAAGCUCACACAUGUUGGCUGAAGCAUAAGCAGACAACUGGGGGACUCUAUUGAAGGGUAAAGGUGGUGGAUUCUCAGCCCAGGGUGUCUUUCUCACCCCAGGACCCUUCAGAGCCACCCUUUCUAGUUUACACUUCCUGGUGCACACAUUUAAGGCAUAACAGCACAUUCAGCCCUUUGGUUUUAGAUCUCAGGAAUACAGUCCCAUAUGAGGAUUCUCUGGUUUUAUGGCUUUUUUCCAUUUCUUUAUACCAUCCUCUCCCAUAAGCGCCCAUGUCUUUAAAUAUGAAUGUAGUAUUGUAAAAUACCAAAUUUCAUGUGUGAAUAUGUGCUUUUACUGUACAUAGUGCUAUUGUUCAAUAGGUCUUAUGCCAUUUUCACCCAAUGUGUGUUAAGAUAUAGACCUAUUCCCUCUUCUAGAAAUGCACCAUUGCUUUGACCUGCCACAUGGCACUCCACAGUGUCAAUUGGAAUUUACACACAUUGCCUAAAGUGGGGGAUACCUGGGUGCUUCCGACCUGUCGGCACCGGACACAAGGCCACGAUAAACAUCCUUUCGUGUGUCCCCUUCUGUGCUUGUGUGAAACGUUCACCGGAAUAUGUACCCAGGAUGAGCUUACAGGUCAUAGAGAUCAGUUUCUUUAUGGUUUUCCAGAUUUUUCUUUAGAAUGGUGACUGACCCUCCUACUUGAGACCGCCCAUUUCUCCUAAUCCUCGCCAGCACUUGUAUUGCUGGACUUCCUGAUUUUUGUCAGUCUGAUGGGUAGAUAGUGGUGCUGUGCUUUAAUGUAGAUUCAUCUGAUCAGCAUUCAUUUGGGGAAUUUUUUCACCUAUCAGCAUUUUUUCACCUACCAGCCUUUCUGGUUUCCCUUUCUGUUCAUUGCCUGUUUUUUCUUGGGGUUUCUUGUCUUUUUUUGGGUUAUUUUCAGUAGUGGCUUGUACAUUCCUGGGCAACUGCAAAUAACUCCAAGAAUGCAUAUUUGGGCUGGGCAUGGAGGCUCACACCUAUAAUAACAGCACGUUGGGAGGCCGAGGUGGGAGGAUCGCUUGAGCCUAGGAGAUCAAGACCAGCCUGGGCAACAUAGUGAGACCUCGUCUCUACAAAAAAAAAAAAAAAAAAAAAUUUAAAGUGGGGGAAAAAAUGGAAAAUUUCUGUGUCUAAGGGUAUCCUUCACUGAUAAGAAAUUCUUAAUUUUGAAUGGGUGUGGUGGCUCAUACCUGUAAUCCCAGCACUUUAGGAGGCCGAGUUGGAUGGAUCACUUGAGGCCAAGAGUUCAAGGCCACCCUGACCAACUUGGUGAAAUCCCGUCUCUACUAAAAAUACAAAAAUUAGCUGGAGGUGAUGGCGCAUGCCUGUAAUCCCAGCUACUGGGGAUUACUGAGGAAGGAGGAGCACUUGAACCUGGGAGGUGGAGGUUGCAGUGAGUCGAGAUCGCAUCAGUGCACUUCAGCCUGAGUGACAGAGUGAGACUGUCUCAAAAAAAUAAAAGAUAAAGAAAUUCUUAGUGUAGACCGUAUGAACUAUAAUCCUGCAGCUGGUUGCUUUUUGAUUGCUUAUUUAAUAGCAUUAAGAUAUUUUACAUUUUCUCCUUUUAGCUAUUCAGCUUUUCCUUUCAUACUGAGAAUACUACACAGGACUGAAAGCUAGCUGGUACACACAGGGCUGGCGCCUUGGCUGCAUCUGUUCUCAACAGUCAGGCACUUCUUCUGAUAGGUUAAUGCUGGGCUAUACUGCUUGCUAAAUAUUAAACAUUACUUUAAAACUAUUUGAGAUGCACUUUUGUACUCGGGAGGUAGAGGCAGGAGGAUCGCUUGAGCCCAGGAAUUUGAGACCGGUUUGGGCAACACAGCGAGACCUUUUCUCUUAAAAAAAAAAAAAAUCCA
This is a messenger RNA of Callithrix jacchus (white-tufted-ear marmoset), 3746 nucleotides long. It is a transcript of the gene NFATC2IP, whose product is annotated as nuclear factor of activated T cells 2 interacting protein. Gene Ontology annotation, biological process: cytokine production; positive regulation of transcription by RNA polymerase II. Gene Ontology annotation, molecular function: protein binding. The record is from RefSeq and is a predicted model, not a curated record. NCBI's taxonomy places the organism in Eukaryota, Metazoa, Chordata, Mammalia, Primates, Cebidae.